AAGUCUGAGAAAAUUGCAUUAAGAUAUCAAUAUUUUAAUUAGAGGAACAUUCAGGGGAACACCUCUUGGUUUGUCAUUAUUUUCCGAAAGAUAGCAAUUGAAUAAAAAUCAGAUCAAUUGGAUUUAAUUAAAUUCGAAUCUCCGGGACGAAGCACAUGCACAACUGCGCACAACUCGUUGCGCCACGAUUGCUACGAUGCAUAACUCGAUUGAACUCUAUAUGUAAAGGCCAUUGCAUGUACACUUCUGCAGUGUUGGAUAUUAAUUUAGUUUUAUUUUAUGAGAAACAAUGACGGAUAUAAUCGAGUUACGCCCUGAUAAAAGUUUGACAAACUCGUCUUUUGAGAAGUAUCAAUUUUCCAAUGAGACCAUUCUUAUAAUUUCCGAAAACAAACUAUGUAAUUAUGUAUAUAGAUUGGAGCCAAAUCAAAAUCAAGAAUCCUGGCUGGAAGCAAGGCUCUUCGCUUUUCAUAAUCAUUUAUUUAACAAUGUGCACGACAUGUCGUGCUGGUUUAUCGACGAGACUUCAGCUGUCUGGCGUCUAGAUAAGGAUGGUUCCUUAGAUCAAGUAUAUAAAUUACAUACAGAUGGGUGCUUGUCGAACAUAAUUUAUAAUCCAUCAAUUGGAUUUACCUCAAAUAAUAUUGUGGUAAUUUCUAAUGGUGAUAAAAACCUGCACAUAUUGAUAGGCUAUACAGGAGAAAAUAAAAAAGUCUUUUUAAUAACUCUUGAGGAGCCUGGAAUUAUUAUGAAUGUUCAAUAUGUGGCAAAAAGCUCAAGAAUUAUUUUAACCAUGUGUGCCAUUGCUGUAGGUGUGAAUCAAAAGAAGUAUACACAGCUCAUAUUACUGUCGUAUCACUUGUAUACAGAAAAUGAAAUAACAAAAGUUAAUAAUGUAGAUAAACAGAUAUUGAAGGUACAAGGCAGCGUAGACUAUGUUUAUGUGGAAGAAAAUGGAAACUAUUUGCAUUCUAUUUGUCAAGAUAACAUUGGUUUCGAGAAUGAGAACGUGCAAGAGAAAGAGUCUGUAACAGAACAAUCGAGCGUCGCGUCGAAUUCGCAAAUAAAGAUCCCGAAGUAUUAUUGGUCCCAGGAUGAAGAAUCAGUUACUGUUUGGAUUAAAGUGCCGAAGCAGCACAGUGAUAAACGACCUAAGAUAAAUGUGAAGCCUUUAGAAUUAUCUGUCACAAUAGAUAAUGAGAUAUUAAUACAAGGGCAAUGCCAACAUAGAUUAGAGGAGAAUAUGGCAACUUGGAGGCACAAGGAAGACACUUUGCAAAUUGAUCUAAGUAAAUAUGAAAGUGGAUUGAUGUGGAACGAAUUGAUCAAAGGUGAUACUGGAGGCGAAUGUUUACCCAAUGAGGUUCUUGCUGCAGAAAUUCAUGCAAGGCUAGCACAUUUAUGUACAGAUCAACAAACUAACAGUGUUGGAGAAGAUCAGCCUUGUGUGGGAUUCAAUACUGAAGAAUUAGAAGAGUGCGAUUUAGAAGGGAAAGAUAACUUUUUGCAAAGGAUUAAUCUUCUAACACAGAUGACUACUCAUCUAUCUAGAUUAGGAAGCAAUAAUCACGUAUUGUUUACGUACAAAAGAAAACAGGGACAAAUGGUAUGUCUAAGAUACGAUCAUGAUGCUUGUGUCUGGGAAAUGGGGAAUGGAAAUGGCAAUACCCAUUGGAACCUGAAACACAUUCACAGUUUUCCUGGAUUUGGUUAUGUUGAAGCUAGCAAAACUAAUAAGAAGUUUUGCGUGUCUCCUAUUGAUGGUUCGUAUAUAGCUAUAGUAGAACACACAAGACACGUGUUCGUGUACGAAAGACCUGAUGUCAGAGCAGGAUCCGCUAAACAGAGAAUUGUGGACCUCAACUGCGAAGCUUCCCCCAUCAUGGGGGUAGUUGCUACGAACAAAUUCCUUAUUGUACUUUCAAAGGAUAAAUUAUAUCGUUUACAAGUUCACAUGUGAUAAUUGUACUGUCUGCAAUUAUUACAAAGAUAAACGAAGAAUUAAGAAUUUUCUAAAUCUAUGUAUAACAGUUUCUUGUGAAUGUAUUUAUCACAAAUUUUUUAUAAAUAUUUGCAAUAACUAAAUUAAUAAUUGCAGCUGCAAUAAACUAUAUAAUAAUUAUUUA
Messenger RNA from Monomorium pharaonis (pharaoh ant), 2126 nucleotides. RefSeq names its product nudC domain-containing protein 1. Gene Ontology annotation, molecular function: protein binding. NCBI's taxonomy places the organism in Eukaryota, Metazoa, Arthropoda, Insecta, Hymenoptera, Formicidae. The coding region runs from base 290 to 1960 and encodes 556 amino acids. The transcript has 5 exons. The record is from RefSeq and is a predicted model, not a curated record.